CUCUGCGCUAGGUGCGGGGUCCAGCGCUGCGCACGAGUUCCUGCCCUCGUGGGCUGACCCUCUAGAAAGGCUACAAGGAAGGAAUAAAAAGAGAGAUCUAAGACCCCACCCUUGAGGGCACAGAAGUCCCCCGAUUCCCCGCCAGUGCGAUGCUUUGGGCUUCUAUCUUCUGCUCCCCCAGCGCUGCCCUCCUACGUCCUGAGGUUCUGGGGCAGGGCCCUCCAGCUCCCUGGCCUCCCAGGAUCCCCACCCUCUUGAAAGGGGCUGGGUUCGGGGGGGAAACCCCGUGGCGCUUCUCAGUUUCAGCUCAGACAAGGCCUUUUAUGUUUUUAAGGUUACUUCUCCUUGGAAACCAACCACCCCCGUGAAAAACCCACACACGCAUGACGCAAACACAGACCCCACACCGAAUACGUUUGUUGUUUAGAAGCCCUGGGGUGCCCCCUCUAGUAGGCCAGAGUCUGAGGAGAGCCUCUUCGGUUCCCUGCACUUCCGGGGCCUCCAGAUAAAUCUGGGACCCCUUCUGUUGGCCCCCGGGGCCCGGUCACACUCGCUUCCCUCUCUCUUCCCCUCCACCCUGAGACUGAACUCUCAUUUCCUCAAAGCUGCUUUGACACCUCUUUCAUCCAAGCCCUUCCACACCCUGAUGUGGUCCUCUUUCCUCGAACGAUUUCCUCUGCUCUUCCAACUUCCCUGCAUGCCCAGGGCGGGCGCGGGAGAGGGGGACAGGGGUCCUCUGCCACGCGCCUCUUCCCCGGAGCCCACCCCAGUGGGCACGGUCCUCGCUUUAUGCCAAUCACAAGGUCAGUAAAUAAAUUCUCUUGCCACUGUGUGUUCUCACCUAGCACAAAUUAUCUCAUUUAAUCCCUAGGGGCCUUCCAACGUAGGUUCUAGCAGCUGGGUUUUACAGAGGCACAGGAGGGGGCAGGAGUGGGAACUAGAGCUCAACUCACGGAGGCAGACACUCUUCUUUCCCACCUUCUCCCACUACCCCCACCCUUCUAGCUAACAGAUACCUAGUUUCACGCAGAGCAGCAGGGUGUCCAGCCCUAGACCAAAAACACUUGUUUUCCCAGCCUGCUUUGCAGCUGGGGUCUCAAGGGUGCAGGGCACUGGCUAAAAAGACAAGUGUAAGCCAGCUGGAGAGGUGGCUUCUGUGACAGUGUUUGAUGUCUUCCACAAAAAAAUGGACACUGUCCUUUGUCCCGUCCCCUCCCCUGAUGAAUGCUGAUGAGAUGUCUGGAGCCGCAGCAGCCAUCUUACACACUUGAAACCACAAGCAUGAAGAUCCAAGCUAACAUGCUCAGAAUGGAGGAGCAGAAAGAUCACAAGAGCCUGGAUCCUUGACGACUUUGGUUGGCACCUGAGUCAACGCCAGUGGCUGCCUUGUUAUGGGAACAAAAGGAAAAUGAAACCACCGAUUGUGUGCGCUAUGGCUGGUCAGGCCUCUGUUACUGUUAGCUGACAGCAUUUAUAACUGAAGUCUUAGGUUUCUUAGCCCUGUGCUCUUUGCGUCCAGUGGUCACUGGACACGGGGUGAGUCACUUGUUUUGUUCUUCGAAGUGGCUGAGCACCAGAGGCCCUUUAGCUAGGAAAGAGAAACCUCAAGGGCAGUAGGUGAGGAGCUGCGGGCAGAAGCUGACAACAUGGUGAUGCUUCACGCUGACAGCAACCACCCCCCAGACACCCACCUUGUAGCACCAGGCCUGGGCUAGACCGCAGGGCAUCAGACUGGGCGCCUUGCAAUGACAGCAUUGCCUGGCGGGCAAGGAAAGCAACUGCCAGAUGAAUUACUUCAUUUGGGGUUUUCAGUCUCGGAGCCUGGCUGCUCUUUGUUCCUUCCUCCAAAGCAGAGGCCUGGGGGUCCCCGUGGCUCCUCCCAUUCCCCCCACCCAGCAUCCAUGGGUCACCAAACCUGGAAAAUCUGGCCUCUCAUUGUAUGUAAGACCCACCCCUUUAACUGGCCCACUGCCACUCCCUGCUCCAGGCUUUGCCUCUCUGUCCUGCAUGGUAGCUGUGACCACCUGGCUGGCCUCCUUGCAUCCACUGGUCCCACCGGGCAGCUCAGGGGCUCCUCCUCGUUGACAAACAGUUGUGCCACUCAAAUGCCACGAUGCACAUCUCUUGCCUUAACAAAUGCUUGUGCCGCCAUGGAUUCAUUCGAUCAUCUACUCAUUUAGCAAAUCGUUAUUGGGACUGUGUAUCAAACACGGGGUUUGAGGGUGAGUCAAGUGUGGGCCUGCUCCUAGGAGCUCUCAGCCCUGGGGGGAGGGGGCAGCGGAGCCAGCCGAGAGCCCUGAGAAAUGGCUGCUCUGCUUGGAUGGCUCACCGAGACCCUAGCCUGUCUCUGGCACCUCGUAGAUGCUGGAUAAGUUUGUGUUGUUUAUGUAAAUGAAUAAGCAGAUGGAAGAAUAGACUUUAAUGGGGAGAGAGACCCAGGCUUCCCAGCGACCCAGCUGAGCCCAGCCUUCCGGCCUUCCCUGCCAAGGCACCUGUCAUGCGCGUCGGAAGUCUUGGAUGUGCCAGCCCGUCAAGUCCCCGGAUGACUGCGGCCCCAGCCAAAAUCAUGUGCGGCCGAAGAGCAUUCAACCAAGCUCAGCCAACUGGCCAAUAGCUGACUGCUGACUACCCUCCCCUCGGCCAUGGACACCCCUGGCUAUCCCGUGUCUGUGCCCACAACCUUGGAACCUGGGAACACCUCCUCGGCCUGGCUCCUGGAUGCCACCCUGGGAAACGCGUCAGCCGCCCCAAGCGUGGCAGGGCUGGCCGUCAGCGGCGUUCUCAUCCCACUGGUCUACCUGGUGGUGUGCGUGGUGGGCCUGCUGGGCAACUCCCUGGUCAUCUACGUGGUCCUGAGGCAUACGGCCAGCCCGUCGGUCACCAGCGUCUACAUCCUCAACCUGGCCCUGGCCGAUGAGCUCUUCAUGCUGGGGCUGCCCUUCCUGGCUGCCCAGAACGCCCUGUCCUACUGGCCCUUCGGCUCCCUCAUGUGCCGCCUGGUCAUGGCCGUGGACGGCAUCAACCAGUUCACCAGCAUCUUCUGCCUGACCGUCAUGAGCGUGGACCGCUACCUGGCCGUGGUGCACCCCACCCGCUCCGCCCGCUGGCGCACGGCUCCCGUGGCCCGCACGGUGAGCGUGGCCGUCUGGGUGGCCUCGGCGGUGGUGGUGCUGCCCGUGGUGGUCUUCUCGGGGGUGCCGCACGGCAUGAGCACCUGCCACAUGCAGUGGCCCGAGCCGGCGGCGGCCUGGCGCGCCGGCUUUAUCAUCUACACGGCCGCGCUGGGCUUCUUCGGGCCGCUGCUGGUCAUCUGCCUCUGCUACUUGCUCAUCGUGGUCAAGGUGCGCUCGGCCGGCCGGCAGGUGCGGGCACCCUCGUGCCAGCGGCGGCGGCACUCGGAGCGCAGGGUCACUCGCAUGGUGGUGGCCGUGGUGGCGCUUUUCGUCCUCUGCUGGAUGCCGUUCUACGUGCUCAACAUCGUCAACGUGGUGUGCCCGCUGCCCGAGGAGCCCGCCUUCUUCGGCCUCUACUUCCUGGUGGUGGCGCUGCCCUACGCCAACAGCUGCGCCAACCCCAUCCUCUACGGCUUCCUCUCCUACCGCUUCAAGCAGGGCUUUCGCAGGGUCCUGCUGCGGCCCUCCCGCCGCGUGCGCAGCCAGGAGCCUCCCGCCGGACCUCCGGGGGGGAAGACGGUGGAGGACAAGGGGGAGGAGGAGGACAGGGAGGAGGACGGGCGGGAGGGGGCAGGGAAGCAGGGGGAGGGCAAGGAGGUGAAUGGCCGGGUCAGCCUCAUCGUGCAGCCGGGCACCAGCAGGCAGGAGAAGCCGCCCAGCGGCAAGGCCAGCAAGGACAAGCAGUUCCUCCCCCAAGAGGCCUCGGCUGCAGACAAGCCAGGUGCACUGCACAUCAGCUAUCUGUAGGGGCCCGCGGAGGGCCAGCGUGGCCCAAGGAUGGGACAGAGGCUGUGGGUGUGCCUGGGGCAUGCCGUCCAUGGUGCCAGAGGCCCACGAUGGGAUGUUUGGAGGCCUGGGCUCUGAUCCUAUAGCUGCCGAGACUUGCUGUGUGACCUUGCCUAGGUCCCUUUCCUUCUCUGGGCCUUGUGUUCUCUUCUGUGACUCAGGGAUGGGAGGAAUCAGCCAGGACAAGCUCUGCUGGAUGAGAAGCCCGGAGGGGUAGUGUUGCUGGCUGGCCUUCCGGAGCGGGGCCCAGGUCCAGGGGACAGGUGCAGACUGGACUUCCCCCUCAAAGACCCAGCAUCCUGGUGGACCAGCCUGAAUCUUGGCCCUUGGAGGGACAGACCAAGAUCUGAUUUUCCGGGGGUCAGAGUCAGGUUCGCAGGGGAGGGACUGGGGCCCCAGUGCCGGGAGGGAUUCAAACCGCUCAGGCCCCACAUCAGCCCUGCCCCACUUGCUGAAAGGCCUCGGCCAGCUCUUCCUCCUCUCUGGGCCUCAGGCCUCACCUGCUGAACAACCCAAUAACCUCCAGGCCCUCUUGGCCCAGAUGGUCAGUGCUGGGACUCCUGUGUUCCUGGUCCUGAGAGGCGGUGGUUUUUCCAGGAAAGUCACUCAGGCCAGCUUCAGGGUCCCUUACCGCUUGGGCCCAUCCAAGGCCCUGUAUCUCAUUUUGUACUUGGAAUUUUAUAUUCUUUUUCAUAAAGAGGGUCUCCAAACUGCAUAGGUUUAGGCCACCCAAAGCCCCACUCAGCCCCUGUUGAGGGCAGCUGACCAGUUCACGUCGUGUCCUGUGGCUGGAGGGGGGGGGUGUCUCUGGGUGUCUGAGGGCUCCAGGAUCCCCGUCAUAGCAACACCCAUUGGCGUUCCUCCCCUCCCAGAGACCAAGGCAGACUGGCAGGGAAAGGCAGUGUCUAAACAGCAUGGUGAGGAGAAGGAGGAAGAGGAGGAGGGGGAGGAUGAAGGGGGCAGAGAAAGAAGAGAGGAAGGAGGAGGAGGGUGGAGGACAGAUCUGCUCCAUGACCGUGCAGUCAUCCUUGGCCCCUCUGGGCUGAGCUCGGUGGCACCGUUGCUGAAAGCAGGCUGUGGAUGCCUGGUCUGGUCAAUCUCAAGGAAAGGAUGCAGUCAGGAUGCGAAAGCGAACGCUCUGGAAGGUACAGCGCUGGCUCCCUCGAGGGCCUCUCUGUGCUGGUAAGAGGGGCUGCACCUUGAUGGUGGCCUAGGGACAGAGCUGAGGGUUAGGGGAGCAGGCCUCCCCAUUCUCUAUAUUCUCCGGAGCCACAGUGUGGGGCAGCCCAGGGAAGACAAGACAAUGGGGGCUGGCGAGGGACUACAGGAGAGGUCACCAUGCAAGGACUCUCUCCCAGAGAUAAGCCCUCAGAACCAUGGUGGGAUUGGCUCUGGGGCUGACAGCACCUCAGGCUAAGUCCCUCCAUCCCCCACCCCGGCAGAGGGCAGGGGGUUUUCAGGGAAAGCACGUGAACGGAAGGUUGGGAGACCUAGCUCUUCAACCCACCUCAGGAUCCUGGCUAGCCUUGACCUCUCUGGGGCGCAGUUUCACCAUCAUAAAAUGGAGGCUGUCCCAGUCUGCCUACCUGUUCGGAUUUGGGGGAAAAAAUGAAUCAUGCUGGGCAAGCUGCCCCCCACACUACAAUGGUAGGGGUGGGUGUCUCAGAUCAUAAAGUAGAGGCAGGCCCCAUGCCAGGCUUGGCCUACACCUGCUCCUUCAUCAAGUGGCCUGUCUCUGGCCCUCGGGGGUAAGGAUAGUGCGGGACCCAGGGUCGGGGGACGGGGGAGGCAGAGGCCAAAGACGGAGAUGCAGGGCUUGAGGAGCGCGCCUGCUCAGAAGUUCACAAAACCAGGCGUUGCAUGGAUGUUAGAGCUGGAGGCUCAGCCCUCAGUCUGGGGUUCCCCUGAGGAGGCUCUGGGGGUCUGAGUGAAGAAGGGCCCCAGCAUUUCAGCAUUUCCUGGCCGCCCCUGCCUUCCUGAUUCCUGGGACAGGUGAGCCUGUUCGGAAGGGGUGGCUGCAAAGCCCCGAAGGAAACCCUUUGCUGCUCCUGCCCCUAGCUCUUGUCAAUAAAGACAGUGACACGUGA
This is a messenger RNA of Ailuropoda melanoleuca (giant panda), 6046 nucleotides long. RefSeq names its product somatostatin receptor 3 (gene SSTR3). Gene Ontology annotation, molecular function: somatostatin receptor activity; neuropeptide binding. The transcript has 2 exons. Gene Ontology annotation, cellular component: neuron projection; plasma membrane. The coding region runs from base 2643 to 3920 and encodes 425 amino acids. The record is from RefSeq and is a predicted model, not a curated record. NCBI's taxonomy places the organism in Eukaryota, Metazoa, Chordata, Mammalia, Carnivora, Ursidae. Gene Ontology annotation, biological process: neuropeptide signaling pathway.